Echinops telfairi (small Madagascar hedgehog) is the source of this 4329-nucleotide messenger RNA. It is a transcript of the gene LAMB3, whose product is annotated as laminin subunit beta 3. Gene Ontology annotation, cellular component: basement membrane. The record is from RefSeq and is a predicted model, not a curated record. The coding region runs from base 105 to 3623 and encodes 1172 amino acids. Gene Ontology annotation, biological process: axon guidance. The transcript has 23 exons. Lineage: Eukaryota; Metazoa; Chordata; Mammalia; Afrosoricida; Tenrecidae.
CCACCUUCAAGGAGAGCUCUGCGAGAGGCACUCUGGAGAAAGCGCCGCAGCCGCAGGGCUGAGCUAGGAGAGACCCCGUCUGGGGAUAACCCCACUGGCUGAAGAUGAGGUCACUCCUCGUCCUGAUUUUUGCCUUGCCCAGCCUCCUGCAUGCCCAGCAAGCCUGUUCCCGGGGAGCCUGUUACCCACCAGUUGGGGACCUGCUCAUCGGGAGGACCCAGUUUCUCCAAGCUUCAUCCACCUGUGGACUGACCAAGCCUGAGACUUACUGCACCCUGUAUGGAGAGUGGCAGAUGAAAUGCUGCAAGUGUGACUCCCGGCUGCCUCACAAUUACAACAGUCACCGAGUAGAGAAUGUCGCUUCAUCCUCUGGCCACACGCGCUGGUGGCAGUCUCAGAAUGAUGUGAACCCCGUCUCUCUGCAGUUGGACCUGGGCAGAAAGUUCUACCUUCAGGACAUCAUGAUGGAUUUCCAGGGGUCCCAGCCUGCCGGGAUGCUGAUUGAACGCUCCUCAGACUUCGGCAAGACCUGGAAAGUAUACCAGUACCUGGCUACCGACUGUACUUCCACCUUCCCGGGAGUGCGCCAGGGCCAGCCUCAGGGGUGGCAGGAAGCUUGGUGUCAGCCUCUCCCCCAAAGGCCUAAUGGGCACCCAAAUGGGGGGAGGGUUCAACUUAGCAUCAUGGAUUUAGCUUCUGGAUUCCCAGUAACUCAGGGUCAAAAGAUUCAAGAGCUGGGGGAGAUCACCAACUUCAGAGCCAACUUCACCAGGCUGGCCCCUGUGCCCAAGAGAGGCUACUACCCGCCUAGCGCCUACUACGCUGUGUCCCGGCUGCGUCUGCAGGGGAGCUGCUUCUGUCACGGCCAUGCUGACCGCUGUGCCCCUGUACCUGGGGCCACUGCAGGCCCCUCCACUGCUGUGCAGGUCCAUGACGCCUGCGUCUGCCAGCACAACACUGCCGGCCCCAACUGCGACCGCUGUGCUCCCUUCUACAACGACCGGCCCUGGAGACCCGCAGAUGACCAGGACCCCCACGAGUGCCAAAGGUGUGACUGCAACGGGCACUCAGAGACGUGCCACUUCGAUUCAGCGGUGUUUGCGGCCAGCCGGGGGGCGCACGGCGGUGUGUGUGACAAUUGCCAGGAUCACACUGAGGGCCAGCACUGUGAACGCUGUCAGCUGCACUAUUUCCGGAACCGGCGGCCCGGAGCUCCCAUCGAGGAGACCUGUAUCCCCUGCGAGUGUGACCCGGAUGGGGCCGUGCCAGGAGCUCCCUGCGACCCAGUGAGCGGGCAGUGCGUGUGUAAGGAGCACGUGCAGGGAGAGCGCUGUGACUUGUGCAAACCGGGCUUCACGGGACUCACCUACAGCAACCCGCAGGGCUGCCACCGUUGUGACUGUAACAUCUUGGGGUGCUCCCGGGACAUGCCGUGUGAUGAAGAGACGGGACGCUGCCUGUGUCUGCCCAACGUGGUGGGCCCCAAGUGUGACCAGUGCGCUCCCAACCACUGGAAGUUGGCCAGUGGCCGGGGCUGCGAGGCCUGUUCCUGCGACCCCCACAACUCACUCAGCCCCCAGUGUAACCAGUUCACAGGACAGUGCCCGUGUCGGGAUGGGUUCGGGGGCCUGACCUGUAACACCGCAGCCAUCCGCCAGUGCCCAGAUCAGACCUAUGGAGAUGCGGCCACUGGAUGCCGAGCCUGUGACUGUGACUUCCGGGGAACCGAGGGCCGGGGCUGUGACAAGACCUCGGGCCGCUGCCUCUGCCGCCCGGGCUUGACCGGGCCCCGCUGCGACCAGUGUGAGCGAGGCUACUGUGACCGCUACCCGGUGUGUGUAGCCUGCCACCCGUGCUUCCAGACCUAUGACACGGACAUCCGGGAGCAGGGCCGGCGCCUCGGUGGUCUCCGCAACGCCACGGCCAGCCUGCAGCCUGGGCUGGGGCUGGGCGACCGCGGCCUGGCCUCCCGCCUCCUGACUGCCAGGAGCAAGAUGGAGCAGAUCCAAGCGGUCCUCAACAGCGCCUCGGCCACAGAGCAGGAGGUGGCCCAGGUGGCCAAUGCCAUCUUCGCCCUCAGGGGGACCCUACAGGGCCUGCAGCUGGACCUGCCCCUGGAGGGAGAGAUCCUGUCUCUCCCAGGGGACCUGGAGAGCCUGGGCCGAAGCUUCAAUCAGCUUCUCGUUGUGUACCAGAGCAAGAGGGAGCAGUUUCAAAAGAUAAGCGGUGCUGAUCCUUCAGGAGCCUUCCGCAUGCUGACCGAAGCCCACGAGCGGUCAUCCCAGGCUGCCCAGCAGGUGUCUGACAGCUCCCGCCUGCUGUUCCAGCUCAAAGACAGCCGGAGAGAGGCGGAGCGACUGGAGAGGCAGGUGGCCGGAGGAGGAGGUGCCAGCAGCCCCCAGCUCGCAGCCCUGAGGCUGGAGAUGGCCUCCUUUCCUGACCUGACUCCCACUGCCAACAAGCUUUGUGGGAGUUCUAGGCAGCUGGCCUGCACCCCAGGAACAUGUCCUGGGGAGCUGUGUCCCCGUGACAAUGGCACCGACUGUGGCUCCCACUGCAGAGGGGCUCUGCACAAAGCGGGCGGGGCCUUCCGGACUGCAGGGCAGGUGGCUGAGCGGCUCCGGGGUUUCAAUGCCCAGCUUCAGCAGACCCGCCAGAUGAUCCGGGCGGCCGAGGAAGCUGCCUUGCAGAUCCAAACCGAUGCUCAGCUCCUGGAGACCCAGGUGAGCACCAGCCGCUCCCAGAUGCAGGAAGGCAUCAGCCGAACCCGGCUCCUCAUCCAGCAGGUCCGAGACUUCCUCACAGGCCCCGACAUCGAUGCGGCCACCAUCCAGGAGGUCAGCGAGGCGGUGCUGGCCCUGUGGCUGCCCACAGACUCCGCUACGGUCCUGCAGAAGAUGAAUGAGAUCCAGGCCAUCGCGGCCCGGCUCCCCAACGUGGACCUGGUGCUGUCCCAGACGCAGCAGGAUGUGGAGCGGGCCCGCAAGCUGCAGGCUGAGGCUGAGCAGGCCAGGACCCGGGCCCACGCGGUGGAAAGCAAGGUGGAGGACGUGGUGGAGAACCUGCGCCAGGGCUCUGUGGCGCUGCAGGAAGCUCAGGACACCAUGCAGGGCACCAGCCGCUCGCUUCGGCUGAUCCAGGAGAGGGUUGAGGAGGUCAAGCAGGUUGUGGGGCCAACCGGAAAGCUGGUGACGGCCAUGACAACACAGCUGAGUGGCUUCUGGGCGCAGAUGGAGGAGCUCCGUCGCCAGGCUGGGAAGCAGCGAGCCCAGGCGGCAGAGGCCCAGCAGCUUGCUGAGGGCGCCAUCAGUGAGGCGCUGAGCACUCAGGAGGGGUUUGAGAGAGUAAAGCAGAAGUAUGCGGAAUUGAAAGACCGGUUGGGUCAGAGCCCCACGCUCGGGGAGCAGGGCAGUCGGAUUCUGAAAGUCAAGACAGAAGCAGAAGAACUGUUUGGGGAGACCAUGGAGAUGAUGGUCAGGAUGAAAGACAUGGAGUCGGCCCUUCUGCGGGGGAACCAGGCCGUCAGGGUUCGCUCUGCAGACCUGUCUGGGCUGGAGAAGUACGUGCAGAAGAUCCGAGACCACAUCCACGGGCGCAUGCUCUACUAUGCCACCUGCAAGUGAAGCUCUGCUCCCAGUCUCUGCCCCACGGAUCUCCCCAACGUUGUCUUUGGAGGGCAGAUCUGGUUGGAAUGCUUCCCAGCUCCGUCUUCCAACUUUGUCUUCAUCCUGAAGCCCAGCCUGUGCCCUCCUUGGGCUGCGGCUGAGCCUGAGUGGAGGGGGCAUCUCCAGGGAGGUGCAGAGGUGGAGGCAGGCCUGUGCUGUUGCAACCUGGAGUUCCCCCCACACCUCCCUUCUUCCUUCUUUGACGGUGAAUCUUGGACCAACAUAAAAACUUAGCCACAAGUCCAGUGAAAAUCUUUGGAAGGAAAUUUAGAGGCUCAAUAAGGGAAAAAUGGCUUCUCUCUUGAUUUGAGUCUUUAUUUACUGCUUCUGCCUCCAUCCGAGUCCCUGGGUGGCCCCUCUGUGUGGGCUCAAGGCCUGGUAUGUGAAGCAUAGGCCACCUCCCCCUCAGCUCUGUCCUAUGUCCCCAUCACCUGGACUUAGGUUGGCUUGGGACCUGGUGGCUUUGUUCCUGGACAGCCAGGGAACAUCUUCCACCUUUGCACGUUGGUCCAGCUCCUCAUUUACAGACGAGGGUAGGGAUUCAGAGCAACCGUGCCCAAAUCCACACAGCUCCUCAGAACCAGUACCAGGACGAGAAUCUCUGUCUCUUGGGAGCCCAAAACUAUGUUCUAAACAGAUGUGUGUGUGUGUGUGUGUGUGUGUG